AUGACAGAGAAGCAGAGAGACAACAUCAAGCAAACAACACAGUCAUCUUCACAUCAUGAUGAUGAUGAUCAUGAAAACACGAUAUCUCAAAUAUCAUACCAUAUUCCUCCCGAGUUGAUCCUCGAGAUAGUCCCGAGACUGCCUUCAGCGAAAUCGAUCGUGAGGUCACGAGCUGUCUCUAAGCUCUGGUCUUCUAUCACCACCACUCCAGAUUUCAUCAACUCGUUCCAGACGCGUUCCUCGCCAUCACGGCCCUGUGUUCUGCUACUCUUUAAAAAACUCGACAAGAUAUUCUUUUUCUUUUCUCCGUUACACCAGAAUAAACCAGAAGAUCAAUAUCCUGAUCAAUUAGAGAAUACAUUCUAUGAUAAUGGUCAUCGCAACCGUUAUGAUUCCGUAAACGGCUUGAUGUGCUUGAAAAGCUCUACACAGUUCGAGAUUUGGAACCCAACCAUGAGACGCGUCGUCUUCAGUUUACCCAAACCGGCUGGAUGUCAUCAGACGACGGGAUCUUUUUUGGGAUAUGAUCCGGUUAACGGUAAAUACAAGGCGGUAUGCAUUUUGACAUUUAACAAGAUUGGCAUUCUUACAUUGGGAGGAGCUCAAGAAUCAUGGAAAAUAAUAUCCAAAGAUAUUCCUGAGCAUGUGCCUGCUCCAGCUCCUGGGCGAUGUAUUAAUGGCGUCAUUUACUACGAGGCUUUUGUACGUACGAACCAUGUGAUAAUGUGCUUUGAUCUCAGAUCUGAAGAGCUGAGUUUGAUUGAGUUUCCGAAUGAUGAGAAGAACCUCGGUAUUUUGUCAUCUUAUGAGGGAAGAUUAGCUUUUAUAAUGAGAUCCAAUAUUGUCUCUGGUGUUGAUUUAUGGAUUUUGGAGGAUGCAGAGAAUCACAAAUGGAUAUUACAACACUUUGGUCCACCUCCUCUUCCUUGCCGAAAAUGGAUGUUGAGAGGUUUUACUGAUGCUGGUGAAUUUAUUUACGUUUAUACACCAGCUUAUACUUAUCAACGCAAAACUGGUGAGGGUGGUAAAUCUAUUUGUACAGUAAAGCCACAAGAGAGUUUGUAUGGAUCCUUCUCUAUUGCGUAUUUUGAUCCCAAGAAAAGCAGUAUAAGGGAAGUUAAGCAUGGAGGAAUUUCAGGUGACGAUAUUAGGCGACUCGAUGAAGUUGGAUUCGAUCUUCGCUUUGAGUUAUCUGUUAUUCCAAAUCACAUUGAGAGUCUCAUUUCAUCUUUGUAA
Messenger RNA from Eutrema salsugineum, 1236 nucleotides. Its product is annotated as putative F-box protein At4g09190. The record is from RefSeq and is a predicted model, not a curated record. The transcript has a single exon. The coding region runs from base 1 to 1236 and encodes 411 amino acids. NCBI's taxonomy places the organism in Eukaryota, Viridiplantae, Streptophyta, Magnoliopsida, Brassicales, Brassicaceae. Gene Ontology annotation, molecular function: protein binding.